Molecule: messenger RNA, 5546 nt
Organism: Platichthys flesus (European flounder)
Lineage: Eukaryota; Metazoa; Chordata; Actinopteri; Pleuronectiformes; Pleuronectidae
Gene: ptgfrnb
Product: prostaglandin F2 receptor inhibitor b
Exons: 15
Coding region: 294-2969 (891 amino acids)
Source: RefSeq, a predicted model, not a curated record
UCACCCACAUUCCCACACACACUCACACACAACAGCAGUAAACCGGUUCAGUGUUGUCGGCACCGUGUAAACGCGAUCUCGUCUUGAUCCGGAUCACUGGAUCCAGGGACUCACGGUGUGCAUCCGUUUUGCUGCGCGGCUCCGCCCGGUGUGCGGUGCGGUGCGGGGACUACACGCAUCUGAGAGUUUUAGUGGAGCGGCAGCGGCGGGAGAGGAGGACUCGUAUUUCUCCGGACAAAGGGAACGAGGGAGGAAAGUGAAGGAAAAAGAGGAAAGAUUGGAAGAAGCGAGGGAUGAAAAUGGAUUAUUCUCUUCUCACAGUCAUCAUCUGUGUUUUCACGCUCGGUGGGUGCUCGGCCCGAGUGGUGAAGGUGUCUCCCGGUCCACUGAUCCGGGUGGAGGGUCAGCCAGUCUCCAUCCGAUGUGAAGUCAGCGAGUAUUCGGGACCUCGUGAGCAGGAUUUCGAGUGGAUGAUGUCGAGGGAGGCGAGCGCAACCAAGCUGAAGAUCAUCUCCACCUUCGACGCCACCUACUCCCAGCCAGCCUUCAGCAAGCGCGUGGCGUCCGGCGACAUCUCGGUGGUGAGGCUCAGCGACAACGAGAUGGAUCUGAAGAUAGCCGAGGUGAAGGCGCUGGACGCCGGGCUCUACAGGUGCCAGACGCCGAGCACGGACUCCGUCAUGAGCGGCAACUACGAGGCUCAGGUCCAGCUCAUUGUCAUUCCCAACACCCUCAGCGUCACCCCGCAGACCCCGCCCCCAGAGGUCCCGGAGGGCAGUGACAUCACGCUCUCCUGCAGCGUCACCCGCACCCUCACCCAGCCCACCUACCUGUCCGUCACCUGGUCGCUGAAGAACGGCGCCACGUCGGAGGAGGUCCUGACGUUCGGGCCCCAGGGCGGAGUGGUGACAGGGCCGAAGUUCACCCGGCGCUACACCGACGGAGGCAUCCGAUUGGUCCCUGGGAAGAACGGACAGUUUGACCUGGUGAUAUCGAGAGUGACCACGUCCGACGGCGGCACCUACGAAUGCAACGGAACGGAGUGGACACAUGAGAGUGGAGGGAAAUGGAUCAAAAUCGUGGAGAACACCAAAGAGAUGGGGACUGUUAAAGUUAUUCCUACAGGUCAGUCCCUCAGUGUGAAGGCCACGUCCCCCUCCACGCCGCCGCUCCUCUCCCCCGGCGACACGCUGACCCUCCUCUGCUCCGUCGCGGCCGACAACCUGCAGGCCCUCGCCCUGGAGGUGACCUGGCUGGCCGGCGACCGCGACCUGGUCACCAUGGAGCGCAGCGGGGUGGUGGUCGCCAACGUGUCGGCGAGCGGCGCCCAGGGGACGCGCGGGGAGACGAGCCUGGAGCGGACGGGAGGCGGGGAGUUCCGGCUGGGGGUGAGGGGGGUGAGCAUGGAGGACGGAGGGGAGUACACCUGCCGCGUGCGGGCCUUCAUCGAGAAAGGAGGGAAGAGCGCCGGAGGAGGAGGGAGGUGGCACAUGGCGGCCGAGAAGAGCUCCAGCCCCGUCAUGGUGAAAGUGUCACAGAUCAAGCCGAGCUACACGCUGACCCUUGAACCGGCCGUGAACCCCCAGGUGACGGCUGAACCCACAGAGCUGGCCUGCCACGUCACCAACAUUACCCACGUACCCCUGGGAGGCCGACUGGGCGUCACCUGGGAGCACACCGCACUUCCAGGAGGAGGAGCUGAUGCCAAGACCUCGCAUCACAUCGGCUCCCUGGACGGAAGUGGCAACCUGCUGCCGGGGUCCAUGUACUCCGACCGGCUGAAGGGCGGCGCCAUGUCUCUGACCAGAGUCCAGCCGAACACGUUCAAACUGCGGAUCCUCCGCACUCAGGAGAUCGACAUGGGCCAGUACUCCUGCACCGUGUCUGCGUGGAGCACCAGCAGCCAGGGGGACAUGCUGAAGCUCACAGAGCACAAGAGCUCGCCGGUGACUGUGCGUUGGGAUACAAAACGUCCGACUCUGAACGUCGUGGCCAAACGUGUCCGUGAAGCCUCAGUGGGAGGGGCUACCUUCGAGAUGAGCUGCACCGUGACCACUGAGAACCUCGGGGAGGCGGGCUACUCUGUGCUCAUCCAAUCACAGGAGAGCCUGGAGGGCAACGUGAGAACCAUCAUGACCCUCAGCCCCGAUAAUGUGGUGCAGCACGGAGGAGCCACUGACCCCAACAGGAGGGACAGUUUGGUUCUGACGAAGUCCGGCCCGGCAGAGUUCCGCUUUCGCCUCGCUGGCGUCCAGCUGUCCGACCGAGGGUUCUACUGGUGUGACAUCACGGCAUGGACCAAACAGCAGCCGGGACAAACCUGGACCAAAGCCACGAGCGCCGAGUCCAACAAAGCCAGGAUCGACUUCCAAGAAAAUGGGCCGUCCUUCACCAUCGCCAUCCAAUCAGACGACACCAGUGUGUAUCCGUCGAGAACAGCCAAGAUGGAGUGCUCGCUCAGCGUCUCUGGAUCCUCACCAAAGACUGGUGCGACUCAAGACGACCUGGCGUACGAGGUGCGUUGGUUCUUCACGCGGCUGCGCGGUGGACAGACCACGACCCAGGUGGCCAGCGUCGACCGCUUCGGCAUCGUGAAGACGGAGGAGCGCAACUCCUCCAGCGAAGUGGCCAUCGAGCGCACGGACACGAACACCUACCUGAUGAACAUCUUCGGCACUCAGGACGGUGACAGUGGUGAGUAUUACUGCGUGGCCACGCCCUGGUACCUGUCGGCCGCCACGGGAGCCUGGACUCAAGCCGGAGAGCUGACGUCGUCCCGGAUCUUCCUCACGGUCCAGUUCGCUGUGUGGGACUCUCUACAGUUACCUCUUCUAUACGGUGCGUCGGCCUCAUUAGGUGUGGGCCUCUUCUCUCUGGUCCUGGGUCUGGUCUGCGCCCACUGCUGCUGCCGCAACACCACACACACUCCCCGCUCGCGCAACAAACUGAUGGACCUGGAGAUGGACUGACAAACACUUUCCCCCGCGCCCUCCCACUGCAGCAGCGCUCACAGGAAGCACCACACACUCAACAGACACACGCCCGUGGACGAUUUCUGGGACACGAAGCUGUUUCCGGGGGACGGACGUUGGGAGUAAAACGCUGUGCCGCUUCGGAAGCGGGGGCGUAACUGAGGUGCUCUGGAUUUAUCAGCUCUGCAGUGGAGGACCAGGGGACUGUUUGCUUUUAUUUUUACAAGGACCGCCAAGGAAGUAGCCUUGGAGACUUGUCCACAGUUUGGAGGGACAGGAGACUUUUGAGACAUCACUGCCACUUGGGAAUAAAGGACCACUUACACAUCUGCUGCCUCUGUAACCACUAGGGAUUUCAAGUGGAGCACUCAGGCUGGACGACGACAUGCUUUCCUUUUUCUUAUUUCCUGUAACGCCACGGCUUCCUGCAAAGUGUCUUCCUGAUCCUGUUCUCGGAUCUCAGAGGCACGCCAGCGUACCCUGUUUGAUUUGGGAAGCUGGGCGUUUGGAGAGACGGAGGUGGCUUUUCAUUUCAGCUGUUUGUUUGGACUUUGUGUCUGCAAGGGUUCCAAUCACACGGCUGAAGUCAUUUUGUAUUCGCGGAGGCUGAUGUUUUAGUUCAGCCCGAGCCUUAUAUCUGUCCCGGACGCGGUUUGAGUCCGGGCGGCAGAGAUGCUCCACGUGUUCUCCCCCCACGAGAGGCUUUGCACUAGAACUCCCGCCCCAGAGUAUUCCUACCUUAUCCAAGGGACAAGAUAAACCUUUAUUCUCACCUCUAGUUUUUUGGAAAUUAAGAGAUUUUAAAUCAAGAGACAUUUUUAAGCUUUACAAGGAGAUAUGCAGUCAGUGCGUGUUGUGUGUGUGAGAAAUAGUGUACGUGGUGACGACAUGUGAACAACCCGAGGUGUGCUUGGUUCAUCUUUUGCCAGAUCGACACUUGAACAGCCGCUUAAAGUGGCGACAACAAGCACUCUUCUUUUUAUAGGUAUUCGGAAAAGUGUAUCCAGCUGUUAUCUUUGCCUGAGUCUUGUGUUUUCGUACAGUGUGUGUGAGCGCUGUGUUACAGUGUGCGAGACAAAGAGUUGCAUGUACUGUUUUUUUUGUGAGGCGGAAUGAUGUCAGUCGUGAGCAACACGAGCCCCUUUUUGCAGGGUCUCGUUUUGAUGACAUCAAAGCGCCCCACAUCCAGAUCCUUCAAACCCAGCUGUCACCCCCCCCACCACCCUGAUCAAGACGCCACUGUUCUAAAGACAGUGUGGUCGGCACCAGAAAGUUUUUGAGCAGGAAAAUCUUUUGACUCUUAAAAGAACUGGUGCAGCAUUUUCAGAAAUAUGCUUUUUUUUUCUGAAGCCCUUUCCACCCGGAGUCUGGAUUGGUUAGCUUAGCUUAGCAUAAAGACCGAGAACAGGAGCAAGGGGCCGUUCUGGUUCUGAGAAUGUGUUGGAAAAACAUAGACAAACCGAAAAUGUAAAACUCACAAUUUGCAGUUGUAUAACUAUUUGUUGUGGCAGAUUGAAAAAAAAAAAAUUUCCCCCAAAAAAGUUGGAGGAUUCGAAAUCACUAACUGUUGUUAACAUUAUUGUUCGUCUACAGUUUUAACAAAUACGAUACUGAAAUAAUAACUAAUUUACAAUAUAAUCUCCUGAUUUACUUACUGACUAGCAGGUCCCCUCUGUUUUGUGUUUUUGUGCUAAGCUAAGCUAAACAUGUGCCCGACCCAAUGCCUGCAAACAAGCACAUGUUUUCACAAUGUUCCUUUUGUAAGUGGAUCCAGAGAUGUCGACGCUCAGAACAAGCUGCGCCCCCUUUUCAAAUAAAUGAAGAUGUUUUAUCUCGACCUUAUUAUUUUAUUAGCUUUUAUUACAGUGCACUAAACAGGUAAAGUUGAAAGAAAUUGUGUUUGAAAUCUUGCACCAGUGUUUUAAUGGCAAGUGAAUGAACUUGUGGUGACUGGUGUAUCGUGUUUGACCACACACACACACCCACAGCUCCAGUAUAAACACACAACGUGAGGAAGUUUGUGUUCAAACUCAGCAGGAACCAAUUAAACCUGUUAGUUCAGUAAUAUGACGUGCUGGGCCGGCUGGGCUGGGGCAGAGCUUUGUUUAUACAUUUGAAAUAGUUUUACAAGGUGUUUAAAGCAACUAUCAGAACUUUAUGAGCAAUAUGAGACUCUAUGGUCAAACUUUUUUUCUUUAUUUUAAACAAAUAUUCAAUCUGAUUCAACUCAAAAGGGAAAAAAUCGGACAUCCACAUUGUACACCAGAACAAACCCGAUGAUAUGCGUGUUUUGCUUUGAUUGAUGGUGACAGAAACUUCCAGUAGGUGUCCUUGAACCCAGCCCACUCUGUGUUAGUUCUUUGGCAAUAUUCAAUAUAGGUUUUUACCACUAACAUACGUACAUGAGCUCACAGGUGAAUAAUAGGGCUCUGGGCUUUUAUCUCAUAAGGCAUGUUGACGCACCACGGAAUACGUCAUGGCAAAGCUUCCCCAGUGUCUUUUCAUUUGAUCAUUUUAUCGCAAUGAGUGUGAUGAAUUAUGUUUUUUUUUAAAUAAAUAGAUUUAUAAGAUGUA